This is a messenger RNA of Neodiprion fabricii, 2514 nucleotides long. RefSeq names its product serine/arginine-rich splicing factor SC35-like. NCBI's taxonomy places the organism in Eukaryota, Metazoa, Arthropoda, Insecta, Hymenoptera, Diprionidae. The record is from RefSeq and is a predicted model, not a curated record. The coding region runs from base 370 to 1467 and encodes 365 amino acids. The transcript has 12 exons.
CGCAUUUCAUUGGCAUUGUUGAUUUUUUAGCUGUACGCAACUACGGUACGCAUGACGCCAAGGGGUGUAGACAGGGUAAAUUCUGAAUAAAAUUCGCCCUGCCGAAUCCCGCGAACCCCGACGAUUGCGGCCAUUACGACAGCAGUAUCGAUUGGGUACGGAGAACCCGGAGAACCAACAACCGGGCACGAAUAUUAUACGACCGUGGCGAACCCACGUCAAUCUGGGUCUCCAACCCUUGACCAAAUAAAAGCGAUAUCAAGAUAUAAAUCUCUUCCAUUUGAACUGGCAAUAGAAAAAAUUCAUAAAAGACUUAAAUGGCAAAAAGAGCAGAGAAUACAAGCGGAACAUGAGAAACGGAAAAAGAAAAUGAUAGAACUUCAUAAUCUCAAUAGAAUGGCAGAUGAUAAAAACAGUGACCGUAAAUUCCAAGAUCGUCAAUCUAAACACCAUAGUCCGGUACCAGGAACUUCCGCUGAGACAUCAUCCAGAGAAUACCAACACCGCGAUUCAAGAAAACUCUCUUGGAGAUCGACUGCUACAGAGAAAGAGAUCAAAUUAUUCGAUACUAUCCGCAAAUUAGAAGAUCGAGCAGGUCCAGGACGAAGACCUCACCGACCUGAAGAACAUAGAGCCAGCCGAAGUCACACGGUGACAAGACGAUCCGAAUCUGACCGAAGAGGAGGUCACUACAGCAGUGAAGAUCAUACUCGCUCAAGAGAUUCUCAUCGGCAUGCUCGUAGCCGCAGUCACAGUAAUGUCGGCUCUCAUGAGGCCCGGCAAAGAAGAACACGGAGCCCUAGCCCACGGCCUGAUUAUUCGAGACGUAGAACAGAUGACCGUGACCGAGAACCACGCAGACCAUCAUCUACCUCAGGACAUCGCUCUGACCAACGUAAUCCACAAUCCCGUUCGGCAACUGGAUCACAGGGGAUUAUGAAACGAGAACAGGACCAAUCGCCAUCGUCUGAUGAAGAGUCGCCGACAAGAUUCAACAAGAGAGGUAUUCGUAAUAGGAGUCCUAUCCGCGAGAGACAUGACAGGGAAACUGAAGAAGCAGCUGACCAGGAACUUUAUCGUCAACGACGCCAACAACCAUCGCCCACCCCAGAUGACUCUCUCCCGGGGGCUUCAAAAGUGGUGGUUUUAUGUCCAGAGUCUAUGCCCACGUUACCAGCUUGGAUAAGAUCAUUGGGAGAGCAGUUUGUAUGCGUUGUGACUCCAGAUGACCAAGCACGACGGCGACUGCGAGACCCGCCUCCUCCGCCACAAUAUCCGCGACGUCCAAUACAACCCUUGGGACGUCCAUUUCCAUAUUUUAACACCUACGCACUCGAUGAUUGGGACGACCGCCGAAUACGAUACCCAUACCCCCCAUUCAGAGGACCCUCAAUGGGGGCACCUAGAGCACGUGGAGGAUGGUACAGACAGGGGGAACGUAGAGGACGUGGAGGAAGCAAUUACUAAUGGGUUGGAUGUCAAUGAAGGGAAAUUAUUAUUUAUCAUUUUAUAUAGAACAGGAUGCCAGUGCGAAAAAUUUCCCCCAGCAAAACCAAUUGCUAAAGGAGACACCCGCCACUGAACAACCAAAAUAGUACUGCUGAGAAGAAGAACUUGGAUAUUUUUAUAACCGUUGAUCUCAUACGUAGUCUUUGGUAUUUAGUUGCGUGGUCGAUAUUUUGCAAUAUGUAUUCAAAAUUUUUUAUUUUUCAAAGUAAUUGUCGUAUACUUGAUCAUAAACGUUUCUUUUUUCCAAAAUGAACAGUUGAAGCGAUAAUAUUUACCACAGUAAUAACACUUGCUGAUACAAACAUUGAUGUGCCAUAUAAUAUGAUUUCAUAAUAAUCAGAUUCUUUUCCUUAUUAUUUGACAUGCGAUACCAUUGACGAAAUAUGAAUUUCAGCUAUUCGCCUAUUAUCUAUUAUUAUUUACUUAACACAUUGUAUGCUUUAUAAAAAUUAUAAAUUUUUGCAUUUUUAAAAUGUAACAUGUACAACAUGAAUCGUAAUAGAUGUAGAAUUGACACAUUUCAAUAAUUAAUUACAUUGGGGUAAGAUAAAUUUCACUUUUUUGUUGGGAUCAUUUUACUAAUUACCAAUCGAUUAAUAACGGACCGUAGCACGUAGCGUGCGAGGCUGCGGAGCGGGAGGAUCCGAGUUCCAAUCCAAAGCCUGUCCGACGACCUAAGCGGCAACUCGCAAGAAUUGUAAGAUGUGUCCACGGCGUUCAGGCGCUGUAUCGACGAGCUGGGGCUAGAAUUCGGUUCCGGCUACACCCGGACAAGGUUUUCUGCAGUUUUCCUUGUCCCUUGCGCGAAUGCGGGUGUUUCUAUUUAACAUUGUAAGACGGUCUGCAGACGCAUAAUGGUGUUCCCUAACUUAUAUUAUAUUGAACACUUUAAAUAUCUUGGGAGUAUAAUUUAUCGGGUAUUGCGGGAUGGAGUAGUCAUUAUUAUUGUACAAGUCAAAUGUAACACGCUUAACUCAAAUAUACGCUUCACAACGGGAACCAAAA